GACAUAAUGCAGGUGAGGAAAGGAGGGAUUUUCCUCCAGGCUUGAUGAAUUGCAGACCGACUUUCUAGUUGUUAGAAACAACAUUUCAGCAUAGUUAAAUGGUUAUCAGUUUUCACUGUCAACAUUUUGGAAUAGAACAGAGUUAUUCCACUCAAAAAAUUAACCGAUGGCUGUAAUGGAGAACUCAACCACCGCUGUUCCCUUUGAAUGGGAAUACUAUUACGAUUACAUUGAUCUUUUGAUUGUGGAUGAGAGCAAGCUGAAAUACAACAAGUACUCAAUUGUUAUAAUAUUUUGGAUCAUUCUGGCUGCUUUUAUGGGAUUCCUCUUCCUCAGUUUGAAUCUAAUGUCCCGCAGUGGAAACCUUCAAAGGAGACACAGAUCCAACAUCAGAGGAAAUCACAGGACAUCAACUGCUUGACCCAGGACUUUAUUUGAAUGAGAGUACAUUUUAUAAAUGUUAGCUGUUUAAAAUGAGGUGUGAUGGACACAAAACAAUAACCAGGAGGAAAAC
Molecule: messenger RNA, 514 nt
Organism: Gymnodraco acuticeps
Lineage: Eukaryota; Metazoa; Chordata; Actinopteri; Perciformes; Bathydraconidae
Product: melanocortin-2 receptor accessory protein-like
Exons: 3
Coding region: 167-421 (84 amino acids)
Biological process (GO): regulation of adenylate cyclase-activating G protein-coupled receptor signaling pathway; protein localization to plasma membrane
Cellular component (GO): plasma membrane; endoplasmic reticulum
Molecular function (GO): type 4 melanocortin receptor binding; corticotropin hormone receptor binding; type 5 melanocortin receptor binding
Source: RefSeq, a predicted model, not a curated record